UUGACAUGACGCUUCGAAAGUCAGUAGACGCUUCUCUUCCUGUUUAAGUUUUCUGAGCAACACUGGUGGAUUUUAACAUUGCAUGCCGCUAAACCAAUAUUGUGAUGCUGAUUUUCCAUUGCUUUUUACCUUUGGUGUAUAAUUGUGUUCCAUAUGGUAAGGGCGAUCUACUUUUUACUUCUAUACAGGAGGUUUACGAGAGUAGCUGCAUGACUGUCACGAGUGGCUAGCUGUUUUUGGCUAAAUUGGUGCUAACUAAUGAAAAAAACAAUGAGGACCUUUUCAAGUUCACCACCCCUUCAUGUACAUAUCAAUGAAAGCACACCAGUACAUGUCCAUGUGAAAAGCACCCAAAGACCAAGUCCCAUCCGGAGCCCACAGGGAAAGACAAAAAAUGACCCUAAAGGAAACCUACAUCCAGCGGCUAAGGCAAAAACGCGGGUUCCAUGGAUACCACCAGGAAGGUCUUGCACAAGGGAUUCAACAUACAAAUGGGAGGGCCCCAGUCAUCGCCUGGAGAUCCCUCCCCUCCCUGAACCCGAGCCCUCGCACUCUACUGGGCUAAGAUUGGCUGAUCUGUCAUCUGAGGAAGAAGAGGUGCUUCAUGGACGAAUCAGUCAAUACGAGCAGAAGAUUGACAGUUUGAUGACGGAGGUCGGCUCCUUGAAAAGUGAGGUGGAGCUGCGGAAGAAGGAGCAGGAGCUGAGCGUCUCCCAGCGGGUCAUCGCCGAGCAGGAGGAGGAGCUGGCCGAGGUGGCCAAGGAGCUGGAGAUCACGGAGAGCGAGAACUCACGCCUCCGCCGCUCCAUGGAGCUCAUCAUGGGGGAGGGCGCCAGAAGGUUGGACAGGGACCCCGAUGCCCACCAGGACCGAGACGCACUCCUGCAGAAACUCCUGGAGGCCGAGGGGGACGGGAACGCCGUGGCACAGCAGGUGUCCGCCCUCCGAGAGUCUGUCGCCGAGCUGGGAGGUUGUUCCGGGAGUAAGGGGAGGAGGCUUUCGGGCUCGGAGUCGACCAUGUUAGCCCGUGAGAAGGACCUUCUCCUGCAGAAGCUGGGGACCUUUGAGGCCACCAACCACACCCUCCGCCAGCUGCUCCGGGAUCAGCACGGUAGCCAGCUGGAGUCGAUGCGACUGGCAGAGCAGAAGGACUCGCUGUUGAAGAGGCUGACUGAUGCAGAGGCAGAGAAUGCGCAUCUUGUAAUAAAGCUCCAAGAAAAAGAGAAAGAACUUGAUCAGCUUUCCAUACUUUUGGAUACAGAAAAGGAUAACGCCAAAACCUCAGGAGAGUUGACCAAGGCCUUGGAGUCAACACGGGCCCAUUUGCAGGGUCAGCUUCGCAGCAAAGAAGCAGAGAAUAACCGCCUUGCUGUGCAGAUCAAGAACCUGGAGCGAGCAGCCAAUCAGCAGAAGGGCGAGAUGGAGCACCUCACAGAUCAGCUGGCCACGCUGAGGCAGCAGGCGGGGGUGGACCGCGAGGCGCUGAAGAGAGCCACGCGGGCCCAGAAACACAGGGCCGAGCGCAGUGAAGACACCGCAGAGCAGCUGAGCAGCCAGCUAUUUGAUAUGGAGAGACAAGUUUCGGAUGCGUUGUCCGCAGCUGAGAACUGGCGAACUUGUCACGGCCAGGAAGUCAAAGAAAAGGGUCAAAUGCAGAUUGAGCUGGCAGUGUUGAACAGUCGCGUGAAGGAGCUGAGCGAGCAGCUGCAGACCACGGAGGACAAGGGUCGGUUGGAGAGAGAGACGCUACUGGGACACCUGCAGGGCCUCACCUCCGACGGCACCGCCGCCAAGCUGGAGAACCAGAGCCUCAAGGCAAUGCUCUCUGCAGUGGAGGAGAAGCUGAGCGUGGCCCAGACGGACGCUCAGCAGGUCAAAUCUACCGUGAAACAAUAUGAAGGCCUGCUGGAUGGAUACAAGACCCAGGUGGCCAAGACGCGGGCGGAGGCCGACGAGUACUGUGCGCGGCUGGGCCGGGCGGAGCGCGAGGCCCUGGGCGUGCGCCAGGAGCUGGAGCGGCAGGUGGACCAGGUGCGGCGGGAGCUGCUGAGCCGGCUGACGGAGCUGGAGCCGCUGCCCGACGCCCUGCGGCGCUCGGAGCUGCUGCUGCAGGAGACCCACGACCGGGAGCACACUCAGGAGAGGCAGAGCCUGGAGCUGGGCUCGGCGCUGGCCGACCUGCGCCGGAAGGUGGAGACACAGGGAAGCCAGGUGGAGCUUCUGAGGCAGAAGAACACGCUCCUGUUGGAGGAGAACAAACAGCUUCAGCACAGAUUGGAACAUUUAGAACGGAAGUUGGAGGAGACGAGCAGUCAGAACGGGGACCUGCUGGCCGUCAUCGCCAAGCGGGAGGAGACCAUCCAGAGCAACCAGUCACGCCUGGAGGACAAGAGCAGGGAGUGCAGCCUGCUCAACCGCAGGCUGGAGGACGCCUUGGAGGACGCCCGGCAACAGGUUUCCGAGACCAGGGAACGCGCCGCGACCAAAGAGCGUUCCACCAAGUCCAAGAUGGUGGAUCUAGAGACCCAGCUGAGCAGGACCACCACAGAGAUCAACCAGCUGCGACGAAGCAAGCAAGAGGUGGAGCGUCGGCACCAGAGCCGCCUGCAGGACGUGAAAGACCGCCUGGAGCAGUCGGACAGCACCAACCGCAGCCUGCAGAACUACGUCCAGUUCCUCAAGGCGUCCUACGCCAACGUGUUCGGAGAGUCGGCGCUCACCAGCACGCUGCGCUCCCAGUCGCCCCUCUGACGGCCUCCCGGGUCGUCUCCAUGAGCAACCGGCAAAACGUGUGUGGGUGGGGAGAGCUGCUGUUGGCGCAGAGAUACAAGUGUAUCUUGCAUGUCUACACACGAACCCAUAUGUGCAGGAUGGUGAUUUACCUCCUCAGCCCUGUCCAGAUCCCUGAACACCUUAACAUGCCGUCCGACUCUGUUAGCGAGAUUCCAACCAUUAUUGUCAUUCAUUGGUUAGUAGAUUUUCCCUGUCUUUUGACAAAGUCUGUGAACACAUAGUGGUCUAGAUUUAUUUAUAUAGAACAUCCUUUCACAAGGUAGGUCAGCAGCUGUACACUACACUACAGCUAUAAACUGUGUUAGGACAAGGGGGAAUUUGCAACCUCGGUGCUACAUAAAAUUCGCAUUGGUAUGGUCUUUCUAUUAAAUGUAAUUCAAUACAAAUGUAUAUGUAUCUGUGUUAAAUGUGAUAUUCAGUACAAUGGAACGAAUCGGGAUGUUUAUUUUUCCAUGUAUAUAUUUUGUUUUUACAUUUUACAGAACGCAUUAUCAUUGUGUAUAUUUAUAGAUAUAUUUUUAUGUUGAGUAAACUAGUAGGCUUGAA
Messenger RNA from Gadus macrocephalus (Pacific cod), 3339 nucleotides. RefSeq names its product outer dense fiber of sperm tails 2a (gene odf2a). The coding region runs from base 259 to 2751 and encodes 830 amino acids. Gene Ontology annotation, cellular component: centrosome. Lineage: Eukaryota; Metazoa; Chordata; Actinopteri; Gadiformes; Gadidae. Gene Ontology annotation, biological process: regulation of cilium assembly. The transcript is spliced from 19 exons. The record is from RefSeq and is a predicted model, not a curated record.